CAGUUCCGUAGCUCAAAAUCGACUGCCACAAAUUUUUAAUUUUGCAACAAAUUCGGCUAGCAAAAUUUGGCAAAACAAAUUCUAAAUUUAGGUGUUAAAAUUUAAGAUAAACAUAAAUUUACCGUUAAAAUGCUGCGAUUGCCGGGAAUGCCGCUGCUGCCAGGUGCGCAGUUCUAUGACUACAGCAAGCGGCGUCAUCCGCGGCGUCAAACAUUAAUGCACUAUCAGGGCAUACAUAUGCUCUCGGAUCACCGUGAGCCGGAGCUGGUCGAGCCCAACGGACCGCUGGUGGAUCUCAAUUGUCCGCCAGGGCAUGCCGAGCUGAAUGCACCGUGGGCGCCCAAGAUGACGACCAAGCUGCCACCUUGGCUGGCCUACGACAAGCAGGUGCUCUGCUUCAAUGCGUACUUUAAGGAGCCGUUGACCGAGGUAUAUCAUGCGCCCUAUCAGGUGCGUAAGGUGAAAAUCUACUUCUAUCUGGAGGAUGGCACCAUGCAAAUCACGGAACCCAAAGUGGAGAAUUCGGGCAUACCGCAAGGCUGUCUUGUGCAUCGACAGCGCAUACCCAAAGCGCCACCCAACGAACGCGAGUUUCUAUCCAUUUUCGAUCUCAAUGUGGACACCAAUGUACAGAUCUUUGAUCGGAACUAUCACAUCAGUGGCUGCGACAUUUUCACCAGGCAGUUUCUCAGUCGCGCCGGCAUAGCGGUGCCCAUGGCGCUAAUGGAGCCCAAUGAUCCCACUACAGAGCUGCGCAAACGUUCCGCCGUGAAGCCAACGCCUCGACCGGAGACGAGCGCCUUGCCCAAACGGCAUGCAUUUGCACAAUUUCUGGAGUUUGAUCGGCACGUGCUCAAAUUUCAGGGCUACUGGAACGAUCGUUCAGAUUUUGGUGAUGUACGUCGGCUGGACAUAUGUUAUUAUCUGGCCGAUGAUACCAUGGAUAUUAAGGAGAAGUUUCCACGCAAUUCGGGCCGCGAGGGAACCAGCACAUUUCUCAAACGCGCCAAGCUCCCGAAGGAUUUCACGGGUCUGGCGCUGCCGGGUCAGCAAACCGCUGUCACCUUGUUGAAUGUGCUAGGCACCAAUAUGCGUGAUGUACGCUACGUGACAGAUCCCUUAAAUACUGGCCAGAAGCAGAUUGCAUAUUACACAGACGAGGACUUGAAAAUUGGCGCCGUGUUGAAGGUCUUUGGACGCCAUGUGGUGCUGACCAGCUGUGAUCAGUUCACGCAGCACUAUUACAGAGAAAAGUAUGGGAUUCAGGACUUUACACCACAACCCGUGCCGGAUCGCAGCGAUGAGCGCGCCUCUAAUCCAUCUCAGGCACGCCGUUUGCCGCCCUACAAUGGCUGGGGCAGCUAUGAGGACUCGGAGGGCAAUUGCAUUACAGUGGAGCCCAAGGCACCGCAGGCGGAUUUCAAGAAGCUCAUGAAAUAUGAUGGCUGCAUUCUGCGCUUUGGUGCCAAGCUGAUGUCCAGCAUACGGGAGAACUGCGAGCGCAGCUUUGUGAUAAGUUAUUAUCUAGCGGAUGAUACCAUCCAAAUCUAUGAGAUACCACGACGCAAUUCGGGCUUUAUGGGCGGCGAGUUCCUGAAGCGUGCACGCGUGCCGCUGCCUGGCCAGGAGAAGUUCAGCUCAGCCAGACCGGAAUACUAUCGCGCCAACGACUUCUACAUAGGGGCCAGAUUGAGCUUCAAGGAUCACAACUUUCACAUCAUUUCAGCCGAUGAGUUUACGCUGCUCUACAUGGAACAGCAUGCCAGUGAGUUUCCUGUGGCGGACAUACGCUCAAUUAUGCAGAAGAUUCGAGAGGCAGUUCGUCCGCAGUACAAACAGUUUGUACUGCGCUGCCAGCCGAAUGCAGAUCUGCGCGAUGGCACCACCAUUAGCUUUGAAACGUUGAAAUCCACGCUACUCGCUUUUCUCUCAAAGGAAGCACUGCUCAACCAUGAGAUUGUCACGGUUUGUCGGUUUUUCUCCGCAGAGCAAAUGCCGCCACCCAGCUGCGAUAGGAAUCAUGUGCGCGCCGCCGCACAGCUCGAGCUGAAGCGCGCGCUGUGGAACAAUGUGGAUGAAAUUGUUGAGCAUUUUAGUCACAUCAAUCCAACAGGCAAGCCGUUCAUUACAGAGGCACAAGUUAGAUCCACGCUGCGCGGCUGUCGGUUGCCUUUUAGUCUGGAGCUGGUGGAGGAUAUACUGCAGGUACUGAAGCACAAUGAACAGGGCGAAAUUGAGAUGCGCGAUGUGCUAGGCUUCUUCGAUAUGAGCGGCGAUCAGGUGCCCGACAUAGCACCAAUUAACAUUGCCUUCGAGUUGUGUCCAAAACUGCCCUUUCUUCACAAGGGUCGCCUGUUGGACUUUAAUUGGUUUCUGCAUUAUCUGGGACUGGAGGAAGAGCUGGUGCGUGACAAUCAUUGAUAUUCCAAGUCGGUUUAAAUUCGACGGUUUUAGUGCAAGAAACUUCAACAAACCGCAAAAUUAUAAUCAUUCUGUCAUUUCUAGGUUUGUUGUAGAAUGUUGCACUAAAUUCUAUCUUAUAAUAAACAAAAAGUUAAAAGUCUU
Molecule: messenger RNA, 2565 nt
Organism: Drosophila novamexicana
Lineage: Eukaryota; Metazoa; Arthropoda; Insecta; Diptera; Drosophilidae
Gene: Efhc1.2
Product: EF-hand domain-containing family member C2
Exons: 5
Coding region: 130-2421 (763 amino acids)
Biological process (GO): regulation of neuron projection development
Cellular component (GO): microtubule
Source: RefSeq, a predicted model, not a curated record